AUGACCUCCGUAGCAAAACAGCGGCUCCAAGCUGUCAGCAAGCAACUGAUUGAAGGUAUACCAGAUGCCGGCACCUUCGAGAACAUCCCUCGAAUUCGCGAGGUGGCCCCAGAUUCUGUAGGCCAGAGAGUCAAGGGAAAAGUUGUUAUUGUAACUGGAACAAAUUCUCCCAUCGGCAUUGGCCGAGCCAGCGCGCAUCAAUUCGCCCGUAAUGGCGCAAAGGCAGUGUUCAUUUGUGACGUUUCAGAUUCGUAUCUGGCCGUUCACAAACGAGAGCUUGAAUCGCUCUACCCGGACGUCGACAUCCUUGCCCGGCAGUUCGAUGCCGGCAACGAAUCACAAAUCAAAGCCGUAGUCGAUGAGGCUAUAGAGAAAUACGGCCAGUUGGACAUCAUGUUCGCCAACGCUGGCAUCGCCGGGGCGCAAAAACCACUCACAGAAACCACCGGAGAGGAAUUCAUGCAAACUAUGGAGAUCAAUGCGAAAGGCCCUUUCCUCGCCGCCAAAUACGCUUCAAUCGCCAUGCAAAAAACCUCACCCUCCAAACCCUAUCCAUCAGGUAGCAUAAUCAUGACCGCCUCCGUUGCCGGUCUGCGCUCCAAUGCCGGCUCAACAGACUACUCCGCCAGCAAAGCUGCUGUCGUCUCCAUAGCGCAGACCUGCGCCUUCCAGCUCGACGGCACGGGCAUUCGCAUCAACGCCCUCUGCCCAGGCUUGGUCGAGACCAAUAUGACGAAGCACGUAUAUGACAUGGCUAGGACGAAGGGUACGGAGAGGAAAAUUGGUCAGCUUAAUCCGUUGGGGAGGGGCGCGGUGGCGGACGAGGUGGCGCGUGUUGCGCUGUUUUUGGGAAGUGAGGAGAGUAGUUAUGUUAACGGGCAGGCUUGGGCGGUUUGUGGGGGGCUGAGUGCUGGGCAUCCAGUUGUGCCUGGGAAACUGGGUUGA
This is a messenger RNA of Paracoccidioides brasiliensis Pb18, 945 nucleotides long. RefSeq lists its product as uncharacterized. The record is from RefSeq and is a predicted model, not a curated record. The transcript has 4 exons. The coding region runs from base 1 to 945 and encodes 314 amino acids.